Rhododendron vialii is the source of this 858-nucleotide messenger RNA. Its product is annotated as metallothionein-like protein type 2. The transcript has 3 exons. Gene Ontology annotation, molecular function: metal ion binding. Bases 302 to 538 code for a protein of 78 amino acids. The record is from RefSeq and is a predicted model, not a curated record. NCBI's taxonomy places the organism in Eukaryota, Viridiplantae, Streptophyta, Magnoliopsida, Ericales, Ericaceae.
AGAAAAAAAGAAGCAGAUUAGAUUUAAUGAGAAAAGAAAAAUGACAGGUGCGUGGAAAUGAGGAGAACAGAGACGUGGCUACGUAACAAGGAGAUUAUAACCCCCUCGUAAGAUGACGACACGUGUACGGUGGAGACACCCCCCCCUCUCUCCUCCCCGUCCGUUAUAAAUUAGGCCGUUGGCUCCCCCCUAUAAGCUCGUGCACAGCUUUCUCAUUGAUCGUCAUCCGGUUAAUUCAUUGCUCUCGAUUUCCAAUUCUCUCUCCUCUCUUUCUCUAUAUCAACUUUCUCGCUCUAGAAAAAUGUCUUGCUGCGGAGGAAACUGUGGCUGCGGGUCUGGCUGCAAGUGCGGCAGCGGCUGCGGAGGAUGCAACAUGUACCCUGACAUGAGCUUCGAGGGAUCAUCUACAACUGAGACCCUCAUUGUUGGCGUUGCUCCUCAGAAGACAUACUUCGAGGGAUCUGAGAUGGGAGCGGCAGCAGAGAACGGCUGCAAGUGCGGAUCCAACUGCCAAUGCGAUCCUUGCACCUGCAAAUGAAACCGGUUCGCAUCUAACCAGCACAAGCAGAGAUCUGGGUCCUUUCCUCUCAUCAACAAUAAUACAUGCUAGUUUAUGGGUCUCUGUCUCUGUCUCUCUGCGUGUGUGUGUGUUUGUGGGUAAGGGAGCUUUAAAGUAGCUCUUUUUUAUGUUUUGGAAAAUAAAGUUUGUCAUGGUUUUCAUGGUGACUUUGGUGGUCUUGUGGUUGUGUUUGUGUAAAGUUUUUAAGUAACUUUGAUGAGAGAAGGUCUCUGCUUGUUCUAUGUAUGUUAGGAGUUUGAAUUUCUGAAUGAGAACUCCUCUACUAGCUAUUUGAUAAA